UUUGAGAAUUAAUUAAGUAUUUGCUAUUUUGUCACACGAUGGCAAUGAGACGCCAAUGAGUUCUAGUUUUUCGAUCGGAAAUCUUUCGUCUUAUCUCAAAACUUUGAGCGUGUACUGAAAAUUAGUCAUUCUGGCUUUUCUGCAUCAUGAACGCGACAUCGCUGUACUUUCGCAAGUUGUUCUCCGGUUCGCGUGAGCUGAACUACGGGAACACGGUGCUGGUGCAGCGUGAUAACGGCCAGUGGUGGUUAGGAUACGUUCAAGACAUCGAUGGUCCUAACUUCUUCGUGGACUUCGAUGCCAGCAGCAUCAGUGCCCAAUGGAUUCAUUCUAGCCGUCUCUGGCCGCACCGUUUCAUCGACCCCGCUCAACCACUGCAGCUUGAGGGCUCGCCAGUACAUGUAGCGCUGCGGGAUACCCAUACGGAUCCGAUGGUUUUUCGGCAAGGUACCAUCGCGGACGCUACUCACAGCAGUCCGUUCUACGUUGUAAAUGAUGACAGUCCAGAUGGGGUAAAACGGCAGCAUAUCGUACAUCGAAAUCAUUGCACCCGUGAGCUGCCCGUGCCGGAUGAUAUGGAAAGUUUCUUCGCGCGAACUACGGGGUUCCAGUACACGAAGCAUGUCAUCAGUUUUCCCGAAGCGCAGUUCCUGCCAGACGUGGAUUUCAUCCCUGCGUUUUUGGCCCGAACAUGUCGAUUUGUAUUGGGGAAGAAUAGCCUUUGUGGUGCUGAGUGCCACUUUGAUAGAGACAUUUGGGUGGACGAAAUACAUAUCUUUUGUACUGCCCAACACAGGCACGCGGGUGGAACUUUUUCCGUGGGUGUUGGUUGUCGAAUGUUUGUGCGGAUGGGAGUGGAUACGGUCACCUUUAUCUGUGCCGAAUGGCGUGGCAACGAGCACAGUCCCAGCCUGUUCUGGAACAGAGUUUCCCUGGAGACAGCUUGCGCAGACUAUCUGAACCGGAAAGUAACAGCAGAGCCGAUUCGCAAGGAUACGAUUUCAUGGCACGUGCUGCAGCAUGAUGUGGAGGAAAUGUCCAUAAGCGAUCUUGCACAUCCAAUCCUGACUGACAUACUGCUUCAUCUGGAUGGAGAAUCUCAGUUGCGGGCGAGCAGGGUCUGCGCGCUGUGGAGAUUGAUCUUCAGCAACUACGUAAACCACCGGCACAUCACGCUUAAUAUCUGUUUAAUGUGUGAGGGAGAACCAUGGAACGGCGUGUCAACACCAGGAGCCUCAGGACAGUAUGCUGAUGAAUUUGAAUCUGACGAUUAUGCUGAAUAUCUCAAGUACAAAAUGUUUGUCACGCUGUGCAGCCUAAUUCCAAACCGCACGGAGGCGCUUGAGCUUAUAGAGCAUGCGAACCACUUCCACUAUGACUUCGAUCUCACCACAAGAAUGACAAUGAUGACAACCGUAUUAGCCGCCAAAGGUGUUCGUCUGCCUGUAGUCAGUAUCAGGAACGGGAGUGCUAUCGCUACGCCUCUUGGGCCGCCACAUGACUUCCUGGCCGUCGUCCGUAAUGAUCAGAGUGGAGUAUGGGAAUGUCACGGGUUGUCGGAGGUUAUGACGGUUUGUGACCAGUUGGUGUUGAUUAAUUUCACAGCAGUGAAUUUCAUUACCGGAGCAGCGCUGCAGAUAUUCACCUACGAUACUGUAACCUCCUUGCCCUGGUUCGAAAGAGCGUUUCUGCGCCGGGAUACUUACAACAGACCAUUUCAAGUGACCAUUCCGCGUCUACGUUUCCGCUACGGAGAAGCAGCCGCGGAAGGAGUCCGAAUUCUAUUGGCAGCGGCCAAUGACCAGUGUCCGGCCGUCAGUCAGCGGGUGUUGGACAAGGUCACCGCCAUGCAUGCGCGCUGGGUGUUGACGUUGGCCUAUCCGGAUCAAUGGACCGAGAUUCGCACCUUUUUGCAGAUGUUCAGUUCUCUUCGCCCUGAUGACGCACCACAGCGCUGGACCACGAUGGACCUUCGCCACCUGGACAUUGCUGCUUUGUCUCGUGUCACUUUUGCUGCACUGGAUGGAUGCUUCGAAGACUAAACAAGACAUUAUAAAAAAAGGCAUUUCAGCCAUUGUUUCGAAAUUAUUUUCUGGCAGUGUUUUCUUCUGUUUCAAUGGUUGCAAUGAUCGUUUUACAGCGGCUGGACAGAUAAUAGCUACACCAGUAUGACAACGGUGGCACUCUCCUUCUGUUUGUUGGAAUGGGAUUUCGAGCGAAAAGUGUUGUG
Paramacrobiotus metropolitanus is the source of this 2230-nucleotide messenger RNA. RefSeq lists its product as uncharacterized. The transcript has 4 exons. Gene Ontology annotation, molecular function: protein binding. The record is from RefSeq and is a predicted model, not a curated record. NCBI's taxonomy places the organism in Eukaryota, Metazoa, Tardigrada, Eutardigrada, Parachela, Macrobiotidae. Bases 147 to 2042 code for a protein of 631 amino acids.